GCCCAAGCAAUGCUGAGUCUUUGCUCUGGACUGGGGGCAGCAGAAAAGCAAAAGCAAGCCUGAGCCUCUCCACUGGGACUGUUAAGGAGGGGGGGGAACGCAAAGAAAGAAAUGUUAGGACUCCUUUCUGGACUUUAGGGAGGAAAAGCAGGGAAAGGAAUAGCAAAGGCAAUGCUGGUCGUCUGGUCAGGAGUGUAAGGAGAAAAUAUAGCAAUGCUGAGUCUGUUGUCUGGACUGAGAAAACUUGGUCAACAUGGCCAAACCCUGGAGUGAGCCUGAGUGAGUUGGGGCUUUCGCUCCACUUCCAACUUUGAACACAGCACUUUGGACACAUGCAUACUGGACCUCAAAGUGGAUCGAAGGUGUUCCUGGUGAAAAAUGCCAGCAGCAGUACAUCUACAUUAACGCAGGACGGCCAUCACGGAGUGUCGCUGUUGUGUUCAUCACUCAUCCCGCCAAACCCCUGGAGAAGAACCCUGUCUCGUAUCGAAACAUAACCAAGAAUGACGAGACGGCACUCAAGUCCUCAUUAACCUCGCUCGAACCGGUUGUGACUUCCGAGCAGAUAAAUCAGAGCUUUUCCUGGAUCCAUCUGUGAAGCUAUUCCCACAGCAUAGAAUAAAUCCAUCGCUCUUAUCAAACCCACGGCGCAGUGUUCAAGUGCAGCCCACCAGACCAUGAUGUUUCGUGACCAGGUGGGCGUCUUGGCCAGCUGGUUUAAGGGCUGGAACGAGUGUGAGCAGACCGUGGCUCUGCUGUCGCUGUUGAAACGGGUGAGUCGGACCCAGGCUCGGUUCCUGCAGCUCUGUCUGGAGCAUUCAUUAGCUGAGUGCACGGAGCUGCACGUUCUUGAAGUGGAAGCCAACAACCCAGCGGUGAUUGGCCAGUGGCAAGUCGAGCCAAAAGAGCGUCUCAUCUCUCUGGUCCUGACCCACUUGCCCCUCCUCAAGCCUGGAAACGGCGAAGCCAAAAGCGAGUACAUGCGGCUACUUCCCAAAAUCCUCACGCAUACGAUCGAGUUUGGACGGCACCUCGAGGAGAGCAGGCAGCUGCUCUCGUACGCUCUCAUCCAUCCGGCCACGUCUCUGGAGGACCGGGCCGAUCUCGCUCUCUGGCUCAACCAUCUGGAGGAACGGGCAGCCACUCGCACUGCUGGAGGAGGUGGAGGAGGAGGAGGAGGAGGAGGAGAUUCACUAGAGAGAGUGCCUUCUUCUCAUCACCUCUAUGCCCAGCAUCAGCGUUACGGCUCUGAUGAUCGCCUCAACGGCUGGCAGGGAUCCAGAGACUCGGGCAUCGCCACCUGGCACACGCAGCAACAACAGCAGGGUUGUGAGAAUGGGCAUCUUCUUCUAUAUCCAUCGUCAUCAGUCCCUUCUACCAUCAAUACAGUGGGCACAGGAAGUGGAAGCAACUCCAUCCUGCAGUCUGCGGGUCAGCACAGUCCUCUGAAGCGUUCCGUCUCUCUCACUCCCCCGAUGAGCGGCUCGUCCACUCAGCCUCUGGGGCAUGGCUGGCUCUCACAGGAGGACCUGCGGGGACGGGGGGCUCCUCUCACCCCUGACCACGCCCCUCUGUCCCCUCAGAGCAGCGUGGCGUCAUCAGGGAGCGGUGGCAGCGAGCACCUAGAAGAUGGCUCGGGCCUGGGCAUGGCACUCCGGAGCUCUUUCAACGAGGAAGGGAGCGGCAUGAGGGGUGAGGGAACUGUCUCUGUGAACUGCCAUAACGUUCCGGCAUGGCUGAAGAGUCUGCGUUUGCACAAGUACGCUGGUCUGUUCUCCACUAUGACCUAUGACGAGAUGAUGUCGCUGACGGAGCAGCAGCUGGAGGCACAGAGCGUUACUAAAGGGGCGCGGCACAAGAUCAUCAUCAGCAUCCAGAAACUGAAAGAGAGACAGAACAUGCUGCGCUCUUUGGAAAAGGAUGUGUUGGAAGGUGGGAAUCUGCGUUCUCCUUUGCAGGAGCUCCAUUAUAUCGUCGGGACUCCCAUUAAAGCGUUCAACAGCGUGGCCGAGUCUCCACAGCGCUCCCUACUGAGCGCCGAGGGAAAGAGCGCAGCCACCGGAGUGUGUGUGAGCGGAGGGGAAGCCGAGAGCAGCACCACACUCAUAGCAGAGGGGGACAUUCCUGCUCAGUUCACACGCGUCAUGGGCAAAGUGUGCACACAGCUGCUGGUGUCUCGGCCGGAUGAGGAGAACAUCAGCUCGUAUCUGCAGCUCAUCAAUAAGUGUGAACUCCAUGAGGCUUUCACAGAGACGCAGAAAAAGAGACUGUCGUCAUGGAGGCAGCAGGUGCAGAAGCUAGUACGCUCGUUUCCACGGAAACCUCUCCUGGACAUGACUGGGUACCGUCAGCAGAGGAGCAGCCGUGGUUUCGGUCAGUCCAACUCCCUUCCCAGUGCUGUGUGUGUGGGCAGCAGUGUGUGUUCCCGGAGGAACCUGCGGCAGUUUCCGGUGCCAUCUCGGAGUCUUCCUGCGCCCCGGCUCGGCCUGCUGGGCACCACCGGCCUGCUCACACACACGCACACGCCACGCAGUUCCAACAACACACCUACCAACCUGAAGCAGGGCAGACAGGGUCUAUGGUUUGCUAACCCAGGCGGCAGUAACAGCAUGCCCAGUCGCACCCACAGUUCCGUGCAGAGGACGCGCUCUCUACCCGUCCACACGAACCCACACACCAUGGCCAUGUUCCAGCAGGCAGAUCUGCAGGUUCCUGUGACGGAGCCAGACAUCAAUAAUCGAUUGGAGUCCCUCUGCCGCAGUAUGACCGAACAUGCUCUAGAAGAUGGUGUUGAUCGGACAUCCACUAUCUGAAGGAGAGCACGAAAAGGAGGCGGAGCUAUCCAUGAAUUGAAGAGACGGUGGAGGGGAGGGCCAUCUGUGAGGCAUACGCCUGCAUUGUCCUUAAACUCCGCCCACUUUCGCAUCUAACCAACUCAGUCAAUGGGCUGGUGCGUGUGGCUUACAUGCUGCCAUUCACCUUCUUCUGAAAGCCUGCUGCAACUGACCAGCUCCCAUCAUCAUCAUCUUCAUCAUCAUCAUCAUUAGCAUCGUCACCAUGACUACUUUUUCUUUUACAUUUAGCCAUCGGAUAUUUUUGGGAGAUACAAAGAAACAAAAAAAAAACGUUAAACACGAUCAGAGGUACUGUAUUGUACUGAGGUUUGGUGAAUGCGGAGAAGAGGACAGAGGACAGGAGAGAUCCAUGAGACUUGAGGACUGUGAAGCUGCCUCGCUGCCCACAGAAACCAAAAACAAAAACUGCCGGUAAUCAACAAACACACACUAAAAAGAAACUUGUGUGGAAUCACCAAACCAAGUCGUUUACACACAUCUAUCAGUUAUCAUCUCUAACAGCAGCAUGAGUUUACAAGUUUUCGUUAUUUCUCGGAUUCUUUUGGGAGAGCUGUUGUGUGAAAAUUUGAGCAGCAGUGGUCAGAGAGGAGAACAGGAAGGAACGAGAGAGAGAGAGAGAGAAAGAGAGAGAGAGACAGACUAACAGAGAGAGAGCGCAAAUGGGGAAAAAGGAAGUGAUGUAAGCAUGUGGAGGAUGUGAGGUAGAUCGAGAGGGGAAGGAAUGUAGUAAGUGGAUUUGGACGUCAAAGGAAGUGGAUGAAGGCAUAUGGUAAGUCCGGCUAAGGUGGACGUGUUUGUCCGGAAUGGAAAGAGAUACUUGGCGAGAUUUCCAGCUUGAAAUCUUAUUUGAUAGAAGUCGCUGAUCUUGAUCAGCAUGUUUGUAUCUGAACGUCUUGGGAGAAGCUUAAGGAAGUGACAGUCAUGUAAAAAAGCCUAAACUGGACCACUGCUCGUUUGGGGCCGUGCUUCUAUUUUCAUGCUCGGGAUUGUAAAUAAAUAGAAAAAUGUAAAUUUAGGUUUUGCAUAGUACUAUCCGCAUGCUGGAGUGACCGGGGGAAAUUUACUCAAGUAUGUAGCUCCAUCUGGUGGUCAAAUGAUGUAACAUGCAGUCAUGUGCCUUCAUGUAGAUGUCAGAAAACACUGAUAAGCCUUUAGGAGACUAAAAAUUGUUUCCCCCCCAGUGUGACCAGGAAACAAAACAAAAAACAGCUAAUUAA
Hemibagrus wyckioides is the source of this 4072-nucleotide messenger RNA. It is a transcript of the gene samd4a, whose product is annotated as sterile alpha motif domain containing 4A. The record is from RefSeq and is a predicted model, not a curated record. Gene Ontology annotation, molecular function: mRNA binding; translation repressor activity; protein binding. The coding region runs from base 678 to 2813 and encodes 711 amino acids. Lineage: Eukaryota; Metazoa; Chordata; Actinopteri; Siluriformes; Bagridae. The transcript has 13 exons. Gene Ontology annotation, cellular component: P-body. Gene Ontology annotation, biological process: negative regulation of translation; nuclear-transcribed mRNA poly(A) tail shortening; regulation of mRNA stability.